This is a messenger RNA of Centrocercus urophasianus (Greater sage-grouse), 3700 nucleotides long. It is a transcript of the gene TNN, whose product is annotated as tenascin N. The record is from RefSeq and is a predicted model, not a curated record. The transcript is spliced from 16 exons. Gene Ontology annotation, molecular function: protein binding. NCBI's taxonomy places the organism in Eukaryota, Metazoa, Chordata, Aves, Galliformes, Phasianidae. Bases 1 to 3378 code for a protein of 1125 amino acids.
AUGGAUUUCCAGAGCUGGUUUGCGUUCCCUGUUGGAGUACUGCUAUGCUGUAUUCUUCAGGCAUCUGCCAUUCAACUUCCUGCAUCUGAAAACUGCACCAGCAAUGGUCAAAGAAUAUCCUUCAGCCAUUCCUACAAGAUUGACCUGCCCACAUCCUCCCAGAUCAAGGUAGAGGCGGAUCCAUUGCAGCACGAAGGCAGCAGUGGGGUGCAGCUAGAUCCUGGUGAGGCUGAGGAAAAUGAAGAGCAGGAUAUCAUCUUUAGGCACAACAUCCAUGUGCAUGCACCCAAAGCGAGCUGUGAAACUCUGGCCCAUGUUAAAGACCUUCUUGAGAGGAUGGAGAAGCUAGAGAAAGAAGUUGCAGAACUGAGAGAAAUCUGCAGCCCUCAAAAGUGCUGUGGGGGAAGCCAGGGUGUCACGCACUGCAGCGGUCACGGGAUGUUCCUCUAUGAGACCUGCAGCUGUAAGUGUGCAGAGGGCUGGGAGGGCAGUGACUGCUCCCGCCCCACCUGCCCCAACCUCUGCAGUGGCCACGGGCGCUGUGAUGGCGGGAGGUGUAUCUGUGAUGAGCCUUAUUUCAGUGAGGACUGCAGCCAGCAGCUCUGUCCUGAGAACUGCAGCGGCAAUGGGAUCUGUGACACAGCUAAAGGGGUCUGCCUGUGCUAUGAGGAGUUCAUCGGAGAGGACUGCAGCGAGAAACGAUGUCCCGGGGACUGCAGUGGCAAUGGGUUCUGUGACACAGGAGAGUGCUACUGCCAUGAGGGGUUCUUUGGCCCUGAUUGCUCCCAGGUGCUUGCUCCUCAAAACUUGCAGCUGCUGAAUGCUACAGAGGAUUCCAUGGCUGUCAGCUGGGAUCAAAUGAUUGAUGUGGAUAAUUACCUCAUCAGCUAUUACCCAGUGGGGCAUGAGACACUGGAGAAACAAGUCUAUGUGCCCAAAGAGCAGCUCAGCUAUGAGAUUACAGGUCUCCAUCCUAGCACCACAUACAAUGUCACACUUCGUCAUGUGAAGAAGGGGAUUGCCAGUGAGCCCAUGCAACUACAAGCAAGUACAGUCCCAUCUGCACUCAGUGCCAUCUGGGUGACGGAGGAGAUGGAGUAUUCCCUGGAAGUAGAGUGGGAGAACCCACCAACAGAUGUGGAUUAUUACAAGCUGAAAUUCAGAUCCCUGGUGGGCGUGGAUGAGAAGCAGGUCAUGGUGCCCAAAAGCAGUGACCCCAAGAGCAGACACAUCAUGACUGGCCUAAAACCUGGCAUGGAGUAUGAGGUUACUGUCAUACCUGUGAAAGAUGAUACAGAGGGUAAACCAUCCUCAGUGAGUGGCAGGACAGGAAUUGAUAGCCCAACCAAUGUGGUGACAGAUCAAGUGACGGAAGACACAGCCACUGUCUCAUGGAAUAAAGUUCAGGCUCCCAUAGACAGGUACAUGGUGAGAUACACCUCAGCUGAUGGAGACAUCCGGGAAACAGAGGUAGGCAGUGAAAACAGCAUCAUCACCUUAUUGAAUCUGAAGCCAGGCAUGGAAUACACCAUCCAUAUCUGGGCAGAGAAGGGACCCCACAAGAGCAAGAAAGCCAGCACCAGAGCUCUGACAGAGAUUGACAGCCCCACUAAACUGUUGACUGAUCAAGUGACAGAGAAUGCAAUCACAGUUUCCUGGAACAAAGUCCAGGCUUUAAUAGACAGAUACAGAGUGAAUUACACCUCAGCUGAUGGGGAUACAGAGGAGAGAGAAGUGGAGAAAGACAAGAAUAUCACCACCUUGGCAGGACUGAAGCCAGGCAUGGAGUAUGUUAUUCACCUCUGGGCAGAAAAGGGAGAACAACAGAGCAAGAAGGCCAGCACUGAGGCUGUGACAGAAAUUGACAGCCCCACUCACCUGGUAACUGAUCAAGUGACAGAGGACACAGUCACCAUCUCCUGGGACAGGGUUCUGGAUCUCAUAGAUAAGUACGUGGUGAAUUACACCUCUGCCAAUGGUGAUACUGAGGAGAUAGAAGUGGGGAAGAACAAGACUGCCACAACUCUGGUAGGACUGAAACCUGGCACUGAAUAUGUCAUCUACCUCUGGGCAGAGAAGGGAGUGCAGCAGAGCAAGAGAACCAGCACUGAGGCAGUGACAGAAUUGGACAGCCCAAAGAAUCUGGUAACUGACCAAGUGACAGAAGACUCAGCCACAAUCUCCUGGGAUAGCGUCCGAGCUCCCAUAGAUAGGUAUAUCGUGAGCUACACUUCUGCUGAUGGGGGCACCAAGGAAAUAGAAGUGGGAAAGGCUGAGAGCGUUACAACUCUGACAGGACUGAAAGCAGGCAUGAAGUACACCAUUCAUCUCUGGGCAGAGCUGGGAAGCAUGCAGAGCAAGAGGGCAAGCACUGAUGCGCUGACAGAGAUUGAUCCUCCCAGGAACCUCCAUGUAUCUGAUGUGACUCAGACUACUGGUGUAGUUACCUGGGCUCCUCCUGCAGCACAGAUUGAUGGCUACACUCUGACCUACCAGGGUCAAAAUGGCACCAGCAAGGAAGUGCAGCUGGGUCCUAGGGAACAACAGUUUGUGCUGGAAGGACUGGAACAAGGAACAAAGUACACUGUGUUUGUGAUGGCCUAUAAGGGAGAUCACCAGAGCAGAAAGACAGUCGGUACCUUCUCAACAGUUAGCUUCCUCUACCCGUACCCUGCGGACUGUGCCCAGAUGCAGCAGAAUGGAAACAUCUCCAGCGGCCUGUACACCAUUUAUCUCAAUGGCAAUGGCAGCAGGCCCAUGCAGGUGUACUGUGACAUGACCACUGAUGGAGGCGGGUGGAUAGUGUUUCAGAGGCGGAGCAGUGGUGAACUGGAUUUCUACAAACGCUGGAAAAAUUAUGUGGAAGGCUUUGGAGAUCCCACUGGGGAAUUUUGGCUUGGUCUUGACCAGCUGCACAAUCUCACAAGCAGCAGCCCCAUCCACUAUGAGCUGCGGGUGGAUCUGCGGACAGCCAACGAGUCUGCCUAUGCUGUCUAUGACUUCUUCCAGGUUGCCUCGAGCAGGGAGAGAUACAGGCUGUCCGUGGGGAAUUACAGAGGCAAUGCUGGAGAUGCAAUGACUUACCACAAUGGCUGGAAGUUCACAACGUGGGACAGAGACAAUGAUGUGGCUCUCAGCAACUGUGCUCUGACGCACCAUGGUGCGUGGUGGUACAAGAAUUGCCACUUGGCCAACCUCAAUGGGAAAUAUGGGGAGAGCAAGCACAGUGAGGGGGUGAAUUGGGAGCCAUGGAAGGGCCAUGAGUUCUCCAUCCCUUUUACUGAGAUGAAGAUUCGUCCUCAGUCUUCUAGUAAUGAGUCAGUCUUGGCAAGGAAGAAGAGAUCUCUACCAGGAAAAACGAGGCAGAUCCGAUUUUAAAUUGUCCUCUGUGCGUGACAGCACCCAAAGAUUAUGAUUUGGUAUUUCUUAACAAAAUUAGGUUUGGAUGACUUCCUCCACUACUUUGGAAGCAGCUGCUGACCCAGCUUGGACCCAGAAGUCUCUGAAUCUGCAGCCCAGCCUGUUUCCAGCCUUUGGAGGUCCUGGUGGGUGCUCUGUCAGAGACUGGGAGGGGACUUGUGGGCGGCAUGCCACUUGUAGCUUUCCUGGUUAAACGUGACAAGGACCUGCUUGAUCCAAUGUGUGCAACUUUUAUGAAUUGUUCGUAAAACAAGCUUUAACACGUUACUGUUUCUCAAAA